This is a messenger RNA of Vicugna pacos (alpaca), 3131 nucleotides long. RefSeq names its product signal regulatory protein beta 2 (gene SIRPB2). The record is from RefSeq and is a predicted model, not a curated record. NCBI's taxonomy places the organism in Eukaryota, Metazoa, Chordata, Mammalia, Artiodactyla, Camelidae.
CCAAGUAGCCUUGGCCACGAGAAGCAGAAAAGGCCUUGUCCAAGACCCCACUUCAGAGUCCAGCCUCCAGCAGAGGGUAGAAUGGCAGCCAGUCUAGAGGACCACAGAUGGCGCCCUGUGGCCCUUGUGAUGCCCACCCCUCCCUGCCUGGCUCACUCACCUCCCUGCAUCCGGCUGCUGGCACUGCUCCUUGUCCUCUCAGGACCUUCUGAGCAGAGCAACGGGGAUGAGUGGCAGGUGCUGCAGCCCGAGGGCCCCAUGCUAGUGGCAGAAGGUGAGACCCUCCUGCUUAGGUGUGCAGUAGUCGGAUCCUGCACCGACGACAUGAUAAAAUGGAUCAAGGUGAGCAAUCAGGACCAACAGGAAAUUUAUAACUUCAAACAUGACCUCUUCCCCGGAGUGACGCCCAUGACCCAGAAGACACUGGAACCACUUAACUGCGACUAUUCCAUCUAUAUCCACAAAGUCACCAGCGAGCAUGCUGGAACCUACCACUGUGUGAGGUUUGAUGGCUUGAGUGAGCACUCAGAAAGGAAGCUGGGUGAGGGCACCUCAGUGCUUGUGAAGGGAGCUGGAGACCCAGAGCCAGACCUCCGGAUCAUCCAACCCCAGGAGCUGGUGUUGGCAACCACUGGAGACACUGUCUUCCUGAACUGUACGGUGCUUGGAGAUGGUCCCUCGGGACCCAUCAGGUGGUUUCGGGGCACUGGUCUGAGCCGGGAGGCCAUUUACAACUUUAGAGGCAUUUCCUCCCCCAAUGUGACAGCGGUCCAGGCCUCCAACAGCGAUUUCAGCAUUCUUCUGCACGACAUCUCCACUGAGUCUGCAGGCACUUAUUAUUGUGUAAAAUUUCAGAGGCAACCCAGCAGGCAAUACCAAUCUGGACAGGGCACCAGGCUCAGAGUGAAAGCAAAGCGCACCUCUCCCGAAGAGUCAGAAUUCACCAGUGAACGUGUAGUCAAGAUGUCUCCAUCAGGCCUCCUGUCCAUGCUCACACUUGUGGUCUUGGGGCUAAAGGCAGUGACCUUGGCUGUACUUCUGCUGGUCCUGGUUGCCCGCCGGAGGAGCCCUUGACAAGAAGACGUCAAAACUUCAGGCCCAGCAGAGCUGUGCUCAUCUUAGCAUGGGGUGUUGGAUGAGGGGUCAGCCCCAGAGUGGAUCCUCUGAGUCAGAGAGGGCUCAGGGCUCCCCAGCCACUUCUCUGUCUCCAGUUCCAACCUCUAGAUGCCCCCAGACCACAUGACGAACUCCGGGAUCACUACACCUGAUUUCAGUUCACUUGGUGUAAUUCCCCAUCGGGUGCUGGGCUCCCCUCUGAUGUGCCUUCCUCUCUCUUCUCAGCCUGUUCAAGCCCUCUUUGUCCUUCAAGGCCUUGCCCAGGUCUCUCUCAAGGCCCCUGUCCCUGCUGCAGCCCCUUCUGGAGUGCCCAUCCCCUUGCUCUCUGCUCCAUAUUUUCUCAUUCUUCAAGAUCCAACUUGGAGUCCUUCCCAAAAGGUUUCCCUGAGCGUCUCUGAGCUUGCCCAGCCAGACCACCUGUGCCCCUCCAUCUACAUCCUUCUCUCCUCUUUUCCUGCCUUCUUUUCUUCCCUGCUGUGGCUGGCCUGGGUGGCUGUAAUAGUUAGAAUACAGAGUUGACAACUUUAACAAAACUGUUAAGUAACAGUGGCUCAAACAGUGACUCGAGAAAGUUGGUUUUGGUAGUGAUUUUCAAGCAUAAGAAGGCCAGGCAAUUAGGGGGAACCCUGGUAUUGAGACCCAGGAUUCUUUGAUCUUGUUGCUACCAGGUCCACAUCCCAGGCAGAAAGACCAGGGAAGGAGGCAGUGCAGGAGAGCAUGACAUUUUCUUCCAAGGGCAAAGUUAGAAAUUUGCCUGCAUUGUAUGUAAUUGGCUGGAAUGUUGUCACAUGGCCACACCUAGCUGCAAGAAGGCUGGGAAAUGUAGUCUUUAUUCUGGCAAGAGUGUGCCCAGCUGAAAUCCGUCACUGGAGAACCAGAGAGUUAAUAUCAGUAGAUAACCAGUGAUGUCCACCUCCGUGGCAUAGAGGCAGCUUCUUCCUUGUUCCAUGGGACACCUGAGUUCAGUUCCGAGCAGAAAUGGCACCUCUUUGUACCACCUCCUCCACUAGGGCAGCAUGAUGAAGGGGAGUAGUUCUCAAGAAAAGUAUAUCUUUCUCCCCAGGGGACAUAUGACAAUGGCUAGAGACAUUUUUGGUUGUCACAACUUGGGGGGGCACUGUUGCCAUCUAGUGGGUGGAGGUCCAAAAUGCUGCUGAAUAUCCUAUAAUGCACAGGGCAGACCUCACAACCAAAAAGUUACCUGGCCCAAAGUAUCAGUAGCACUGAAGUUGAGAAGCUCUGGUGUAGGUGAAGCAGGCAUGCCCUGAAGUCAGACACAUCUGAUUUCUAAUCUUGAAGCUCCUACUCCCUCCCUGUGUGCCAUUAGUAACAAAUCAGUCAUUGCACCUCUUAGAACAUAAAGUGGACUCUGCAUUGUAUAAGAAGUGAUUCAAUUCAGCAUUGACUGAGGGCUUCCUAGGUGCCGUGUGCUCUGUGUAUGGUCAGUGCACGAGAACUCCCUUUUCUCUUUCCACGCAAACACUUAGCACCUACCAUGUGGGGGAGUGGAGCAGUCUGGAUGUUUUUUGUUAUAACAAACAGAAAAACAGCUUGAACAAAACUAAGCCUAAGGGGCCAUUAAUUUAGUCUCAUGUUUUAUGCCAGUUUCAGUGUAUCUUGAUGACCAGUGUUGUGGGUGGACCAGCCCUUGUUGUUCUUAUUAUGAUUGCAAGAUGCCCUUCGGUGAUAGCCAUCACGGGACUCUGAAAAAAUAGUUUAUUACUUAUAAGACCUGUAAAUUACACAGCACUCCUGGAGGAGGUGAGGCGGGGGCAUGUCACACAGCGAGGUGGCCAAGGUAGGUCAAAGUUAGGGAGAGAGAGGAACGGAGGGAGGGGGAGAGAGGGAAGAGAAAGCAUGCCUGAGGUUCUGUUUUAUUGGGUUUGGUGGGCUCACUAUUGGUGAAUUUAAAACAUAAAAGCAAAAAUUUAAAGUAUAGGAAGAGAGGGGAAGGGUGUAGCUCAGUGGUAGAGUGCAUGCUUAUCAUGCACAGGGUCCUGGGUUCAAUCCCCAGU